GUUGCGUGAGCGCGCGCGACUCCUCUUCCUCGGGCCCGUCACCCCGCCCCCUUCACCCCUACCUCUACCGUCGCCGCCGCUCCCGCGCCCUCUGCCGCCGCUGCUGCCGCCGCCGCCCAGGCUCUCACGAAGGAGCGGUCACCGGCUGUGGAGACAGUGCGGCCCAGGCCCAGCACCGAGUGCGGAGCCGGAGGCACACACGGACUAGCCGAGCCGAGCCGGCCGGCCAGCUUCAGCCGGGGCAGAUUGGCAUAAAAUGGCAGACCAGAGACAGCGUUCACUUUCUACCUCUGGAGAAUCAUUGUACCAUGUUCUUGGGUUAGACAAGAAUGCAACCUCAGAUGAUAUAAAAAAAUCAUAUAGGAAGCUUGCGUUGAAAUAUCAUCCUGACAAGAAUCCAGAUAACCCAGAAGCUGCAGACAAGUUUAAAGAGAUCAACAACGCACAUGCGAUAUUGACUGAUGCCACAAAACGAAACAUAUAUGACAAGUAUGGCUCUUUGGGCCUUUAUGUAGCUGAGCAGUUUGGGGAGGAGAACGUGAAUACCUAUUUUGUGCUAUCCAGCUGGUGGGCAAAGGCCCUGUUUUUAUUUUGUGGGAUCAUUACUGCAUGCUACUGUUGCUGCUGUCUGUGCUGCUGCUUUAACUGCUGCUGUGGAAAGUGCAAACCUAAACCUCCUGAAGGUGAUGACCAAGAAUACUACGUCUCCCCAGAGGACUUGGAGGCACAGUUACAGUCUGAUGAGAAGGAGGCUACAGACACACCUAUUGUGAUACAACCAGCAUCAGCCACAGAGACCACCCAGCUCACAACUGAUUCCCACCCCAGCUACCAUACUGAUGGAUUUAACUAAGUUAAGAAAACACUGUAAUUAGAAUGGAUAAAUCAGUACCUGGCCAAUCAACAUUAGAAUCAUGAACAGUAGAAAUAGAAAUCGGGGAGGGAACAACUCCUGCCACAGGGAAAGGGCAGACACUGACCUGCCAAGAAUAUUUUGUAAUCCCUUCCGCCUUUUCUGUCACCUUCAGUGUCGUAUCUUGAUGAUACAUGAAGUGCUGUAGCAUGCAGUAUUUAAAGCAGUUUAGCUACGGUCUUCCUUUCUUCUUUUUUUUUUUUUAAUCGCAUGUAUGGGGUUAUGUUUUUAUGUAUGUCUGUGUUGUAAAUGUAUCGAGGAGUUACUGAAUUAAGUGAAUAAUGGAAGCAAUCUGCAUUCUAAGCAGUGGUACCAGCCUAAAUAUAUUUUUCAACCUACAAGUUUAAGUGAGAAUUGCUCUGAAGCCACUUUUGCUUCCAUACAAUUUAGCUCUGAAGACCUUUAGAAAACAGGAAGGGGAAUUCAUCGUUCUCAACCAAGAGUACUUGUUCACAUUCCCUGUACCUGUGUUAAAGCCAAUGUAUGACUUAGAUCAAAAUGGAAGGAUGUUUCCGGAUGGGAAUUUUAUCCCUCCUUAUUAGCUUUUGACCUUCAUAUUCUGGCUUACUCUUUGACACUUCCCUUUUUUCUUAAGCCCCAGAAAUGAUGAAUAGCUCCUUGCCCAGAGUCAGAAUACCUGUGUUUUGGUUCCAACUCCCCUACUCCUUUCUAUGACCUUGGGCAAGUCACUAAACCUCUCUGAGCCCUAGUUUGCUUAUCAGUAAAAUAAGGGGGUUAGAUUACAUGACCUGUGAGGUCCCUUCCAGAUUCUGAUUAUGAAGGAAUUUGGAAUUAUGAAAACGACUCUUCAGAAGACAUAAUCCCUGUGUUUAUGUGGUAUGUAGUUUGUACCUGAUCUCUUCAGCCUUGUUUACGUAUAUCAUUGUGAGUUUUUUUCCUCCUCAGGUAAAUUAAUUGUGGAAAUGAAAAAGAUUUCCUUUUUUAUAUUGAAACCAAAUCAUGUUUGCACAGUGUUUAAAACUGGUUUUCUGUAUCUAAAAUUUACUUUAAGGUUCUUCUGUUAACCCAGCAGUUACUCUGCAGUGAAAUCAUUGUUGUGUUUUUCUUUUAUUUGCAUUUAACGGAUUCCAUGCUAAGGAAGAUUCAGGGUGUUUGGGUUGCACUGGUUGCUUCUUCCCACUCCCCACCAUGGUAGGGGUUGUGAGGGUAGGACAGCACUAUAGAGUAAAGAGUCAGAAUAGCUGUCAACUUCCAAGCAGGUACCCUGGAGUUAGAUGCACACUGUAUACAUUAUCUUGCAUUCUUUUACUCUGUUCAAUUUCGUACUCCCCUACCCUCUCUUUCUUGCUUCUUGUUUGACAUUCCUCCACUUAUCAUUCCCAUUGGAGAUCCUAUUCAGCAGUUAAUUUAAGUAACAAAGUCUUUCCCUGGUUUAGAUUCUAGUGUUGAAGGCACACAGAAUUUCUUGUAUAAGGCUUGAUGUAGGGGCCUCCUUCGAAGACAUUGUCAAUUGUAAUAUUGGUAAAUAAUCACCUGGAAAGUUACCUUAGCCUAACUUUGCCUCUCUUCAGAUGAUUUUAGAUUUCUAAUGGGACUAGUUGGUAGGUCUGCCGAGUCAGUCCAAAUUUUUCUUAAAAGUUCUUUAGUCAAGAAUGGCAAUAGGCAAUUUAUAGUAUCCAGGGUAAGUUGUAUUGGUGCUCUGCCACACAAAUCUUUAUCCUUUCCUUUGUCCCUCUUGUUUUCAUUCUGUUUUUCUUUCUCCCUUACCCCUUUAUGGCUUAGCCCUGCUAUAAUCACCGAUAGGUAUCUGAAGGUGGUAUGUCAUUGCCCCCAUUUUGAAACUUUCUAGAGCAAAUUGCUGUCUUUUAGGCUGAGUUUAUAGGUUAAGGAAAAGUCUGUUCAGUGGCCCUUGUCAGCUAAAAACAAGACUGAUAGAAUUAAGAAUAGACUCCAUGUGUUUCUAUUUUGGCCUAAGAACUGGGUGUCCAGCAAACAAAAUCAUAAAUUAUUCUUCUCAGCUCCUGUUUCUUAACUAUUUGGCCCUGAUGCUUCAUUAACAAAGAACUCCAUAUGAUGAAUAAUACUAUGCUAUAUACUAUACCAUUAUUGUUUUACAUUUUCAUAUGAACUUUCUUUCGUGUAGGGAGUGGAUUUCCCAUCCUUUCUUCUGACUAGACAUUUUAAUUGAUGCCAUUUGCAGGAAGUAUCUAAGGAAUUCUCUAUGUGAAGUGAAUAUACUAGGUUUCCUUAGUCACAUGCCUAGUAUAUGCUAGGUUAGAGAGCCCUGGGCUACUUUUCUUCCCAGGAACUUGAUUUAAAAGAACCAUUGUAGUAAUUGCCCUUGUAGAAUCUGUGAAGACUUUUUAGAUUGGGGGGAAGGAGAGGAGCAUUUUUUUUAUUUCUUUGUUAGUUUCUUGUUUUUCUUUCUCAGACAAUGUCCUUAAUGGUUAAAGCUGAAAAUUUCUUCAACAUUAAGUAGAAUUUGGGAGCAAAGUGAACCUGGUUGUUUUUUUUCUCUCACUAGAACUUGCCAAAAAUCAACUUUUAUUUUACCCGUGAGCCUGCAUGGCCCCUUGGCAGAUGUGAGGAACUAGAUCUGAGAUCAAAUGAUAAUGUUUAUACAUGGCAUGAUGUUGUAAUGACUGUCACAAUACCAUUGGGGAGAGAAUUCUGGUCUAGACAAUUUUCCCCAUCAUGCUUAUCCCCAUAUUUCUCUUGUAAAAUUUACUUCUUCUCUGUUAGGAGAAAGGCCUAAUAAAAGGCUCCAACCUUGCAUUUAAAAGUAGCAAUAGCUUGUAAGAGGCACAAACUUUCUUCUAAGGGUUUAUAAGCCUGUCCACUACUGUAUUUGGAACUGGUUUGCAGAACAUGGUUGUUGGCUGUUAAUAACUUCACUGACACAGUACUCCCUGGGAGAAGCAAAAAGUAGCAGGAGAAAUGUAUGACAUCUAGGUUUGUAAGCAGCAUUAAAAUGGUCAUAGAUAAUUCCAUUGACAGUGAAGGAGGGAUAAUGCUUGAAUGAAUGUAUGCUCUAAUCAUGAAUUACAUUCACCUUUUUUCAAGCCCUAAACCUGUGUUACAGGAGGUGGAAAGUCCAUUUUGGUACCUUCAUAUUUCAUGCACUCUGAAAAUAAAGAACCAUGAUGGAACAACAAAGUAAUUUGUGCCAUUAAAAAUAAUAAUUCAGCUUGAAAUCCAAGUUCGUAAUAAGUGUGUAUGGUGUUAAAUUUGUUUUCAAAAAGAAUGUUUUAGAAGUGAUUUCUUCCAGAGCUGCCAAAAACAAAGUUCAAAACUUUUUAAUCAACUCUCGUAGUAGGAAACGGCCCUGUUUUAAGUGAUGGUACUAGCACUACAAAGAAGUGGAGUUCUUUGAGCCCAGGGAUUGGCGGUAAUGAGGAGAAAGCGCUUUUCAUUUGUCUUGUUUAAAAAUAUUACUAACAACUUGGACUAUGCUCCAGAAUGGCUUCUUCCUCAUCCUCCCAAGCCUUUCUGCCUAUUGGGUAAAACUGAACCAUUGUAGUUCAUAAUAAGGAGACUUAUUUGGUAACCUGUGUUUCUAGGUCCAUGUUUGACACAAUCUUUGAGUCUUUUAAAAAUAGAUUUAGUAAACUAAUGUUAUCUUUUUAAAAAUGUUAUUGGUACCUUUUGUUUUUAUACUUUAAUUUCUAAAUAUCUUCUUCUCUUCCUUCCCCAGAGAGCCAACCUUUGU
Trichosurus vulpecula (common brushtail) is the source of this 4583-nucleotide messenger RNA. RefSeq names its product DnaJ heat shock protein family (Hsp40) member C5 (gene DNAJC5). The transcript has 5 exons. NCBI's taxonomy places the organism in Eukaryota, Metazoa, Chordata, Mammalia, Diprotodontia, Phalangeridae. Gene Ontology annotation, biological process: regulation of synaptic vesicle cycle. The record is from RefSeq and is a predicted model, not a curated record. The coding region runs from base 257 to 853 and encodes 198 amino acids. Gene Ontology annotation, cellular component: membrane; intracellular membrane-bounded organelle; presynapse.